UCAAAUUUGCGCGGGUUGGGGCCCGGCGUAGUCAUGGCCGCCUUCCGCGACAUAGAGGAGGUGAGCCAGGGGUUGCUCAGCCUGCUGGGCGCCAACCGCGCCGAGGCGCAGCAGAGACGGCUGCUGGGGCGCCACGAGCAGGUGGUGGAGCGGCUGCUGGAGACGCAAGACGGUGCCGAGCAGCAGCUGCGAGAGAUCCUCACUAUGGAAAAGGAAGUGGCCCAGAACCUUCUCAACGCAAAAGAGCAGGUGCACCAGGGCGGCGUGGAGCUGCAGCAGCUGGAAACCGGGCUUCAGGAGGCUGGGGAGGAGGACGCCCAUCUGAAGGCCAGCCUCCUAUAUCCUUUUCUGCUAGGGGUCAGCCUUGCUAGAAAACACGCAUAGGGCCAGCCGCAGUGGCCCGCGCCUAUAAUCCCAGCACGUUGGGAAGCCCAGGUGGGAGGAUCCUGUUGCCCAGGAGUUGGACACCA
Cercocebus atys (sooty mangabey) is the source of this 470-nucleotide messenger RNA. RefSeq names its product SPC24, NDC80 kinetochore complex component (gene SPC24). The record is from RefSeq and is a predicted model, not a curated record. NCBI's taxonomy places the organism in Eukaryota, Metazoa, Chordata, Mammalia, Primates, Cercopithecidae. Bases 34 to 384 code for a protein of 116 amino acids. The transcript is spliced from 2 exons.